AUGCCUGCCGUCAGGGGAGAUGGGAUGCGAGGGCUCGCAGUUUUCAUAUCAGACAUAAGAAACUGUAAAAGCAAAGAAGCAGAAAUAAAAAGAAUCAAUAAAGAACUGGCUAAUAUAAGGAGUAAGUUCAAAGGAGACAAAACGCUUGAUGGAUAUCAAAAAAAGAAGUAUGUCUGUAAACUCUUGUUUAUCUUCUUGUUAGGUCAUGAUAUUGAUUUCGGUCACAUGGAAGCUGUGAACUUGCUCUCCUCUAAUAAGUAUUCUGAGAAACAAAUAGGUUACCUGUUUAUAUCAGUUCUGGUUAACACUAACAGUGAUCUCAUAAAACUUAUUAUUCAAAGCAUUAAAAACGACUUACAAUCUCGGAACCCUAUUCAUGUUAACCUUGCCCUGCAAUGCAUAGCUAAUAUUGGUAGCAAGGACAUGGCAGAAGCUUUUGGUACUGAAAUACCUAAACUACUUGUUUCUGGAGAUACUAUGGAUGUUGUCAAGCAGUCAGCUGCUCUAUGCUUAUUGAGACUGUUCAGAAAGUCUCCUGAAAUUAUUCCUGGAGGUGAGUGGACUUCAAGAAUUAUUCAUUUACUAAAUGACCCUCAUAUGGGAGUUGUGACAGCAGCUACAUCUCUUAUAGAUGCACUUGUAAAAAAGAAUCCUGAUGAAUACAAAGGAUGUGUCACUCUUGCUGUGGCCAGGUUAAGUAGAAUAGUCACAGCCAGUUAUACUGAUCUGCAAGAUUAUACUUAUUACUUUGUACCUGCUCCAUGGCUUUCUGUAAAACUUUUACGCUUGCUACAAAAUUAUACACCACCUUCUGAGGAGCCAGGAGUCAGAGGCCGCUUAUCUGAGUGCUUAGAAACAAUCUUUAACAAAGCCCAAGAGCCUCCAAAAUCUAAAAAAGUUCAGCACUCUAAUGCCAAAAAUGCAGUCCUUUUUGAAGCAAUAAGUCUUAUAAUACAUAACGAUAGUGAACCUAAUUUGUUAGUUCGUGCUUGCAAUCAGUUAGGCCAAUUCUUGAGUAAUCGUGAAACUAACUUGAGAUAUUUAGCUCUUGAGUCAAUGUGUCAUCUUGCUACAUCUGAGUUUUCUCAUGAAGCAGUGAAAAAACAUCAAGAAGUUGUUAUUCUCUCAAUGAAAAUGGAAAAAGAUGUAUCUGUCAGACAGCAAGCAGUUGAUUUACUCUAUGCUAUGUGUGAUAAAACAAAUGCUGAAGAAAUUGUACAAGAAAUGUUGGCAUAUUUGGAAACAGCUGAUUAUUCUAUUAGGGAAGAAAUGGUCUUGAAAGUUGCAAUAUUAGCUGAGAGGUAUGCAACUGACUUUACAUGGUAUGUAGAUGUUAUAUUAAAUCUUAUAAGAAUUGCAGGAGAUUAUGUUUCAGAAGAAGUUUGGUACAGAGUUAUUCAAAUUGUAAUCAAUAGGGAGGAAGUUCAAGGAUAUGCUGCUAAAACUGUUUUCGAAGCCUUACAAGCACCCACAUGUCACGAAAAUAUGGUCAAAGUGGGUGGAUAUAUUUUAGGUGAGUUUGGAAAUUUAAUUGCUGGUGAUACUAGAUCAUCACCUCAAGUUCAAUUUGAACUUCUACAUUCAAAAUAUCAUCUAUGUUCAGCAGCCACACGGGCUCUGUUGUUAUCAACAUAUAUAAAACUUGUUAACUUAUUUCCUGAAAUUAAAAAUAGAGUGCAAGAAGUAUUCCGUGCAGAUUCCAAUCUUCGCUCAGCAGAUGUAGAGCUGCAACAGAGAGCAUCAGAGUAUUUACAAUUAAGUAUUGUGGCCAGUUCAGAUGUAUUAGCUACUGUGUUAGAAGAAAUGCCAGCAUUUCCAGAGAGAGAGUCUUCCAUUUUAGCAGUGUUAAAAAAGAAGAAACCAGGCCGUAUACCAGAUGAUGUAAGAGAAUCAAAAAGCCCACAGCCUAAUAUUACCCCAGCACCAAUUACAAAUAAUACUAUUAAUACAAAUAGUUCCAGUGCAGAUUUGUUGGGAUUAUCCACACCUCCUGGCACUAAUAAUACCUCUACAGGAAAUGGUUUGUUAGAUGUUUUGGGUGACUUGUAUACAACUCCUAAAAUAAGUCCUACAACUGUACAACAAAAUAAUAUCAAGAAAUUUUUGUUUAAGAAUAAUGGUGUCCUUUUUGAAAAUGAUCUUAUUCAAAUAGGAGUUAAAAGUGAAUUUAGGCAAAACUUGGGUAGAAUUGGUCUUUUCUAUGGUAAUAAAACUCAAUCUGCAAUACAAAAUGUCCAUCCUGAACUGCACUGGAAUGAUUUACACAAGCUUAAUGUGCAAAUGAAACCUAUGGAACCAAUAUUAGAAGCUGGUGCUCAAAUUCAACAAAUGUUGACUGCUGAAUGUAUUGAAGAUUUUAUUGAUGCUCCUAGUAUGUCUGUAUCAUUCUUAUACAAUAACGUCCCACAAAAAAUUUCUAUGAAACUCCCUCUUACUCUCAAUAAAUUCUUUGAACCAACUGAAAUGAAUGGAGAGUCUUUCUUUGCAAGAUGGAAAAACUUGGGAGGAGAACAACAACGUGCUCAAAAAAUAUUUAAAGCUCAAGGUUCUAUUGAUAUAACUGGAACUCGUACAAAACUGGCUGGAUUUGGCAUGCAACUAUUAGAUGGUAUUGAUCCAAACCCUGAUAAUUUUGUCUGUGCUGGAAUUGUUCACACCAGGGUACAGCAGGUAGGUUGUCUUAUGAGACUGGAACCAAACAAACAAGCUCAAAUGUUCCGACUUACUGUAAGAUCAAGUAAAGAGUCAGUUUCACAAGAAAUUUGCAAUCUGCUGGCAGAUCAGUUC
Brenthis ino (lesser marbled fritillary) is the source of this 2787-nucleotide messenger RNA. The record is from the annotation of a GenBank genome assembly. Lineage: Eukaryota; Metazoa; Arthropoda; Insecta; Lepidoptera; Nymphalidae.